This is a messenger RNA of Phasianus colchicus (ring-necked pheasant), 3270 nucleotides long. It is a transcript of the gene TFEB, whose product is annotated as transcription factor EB. The record is from RefSeq and is a predicted model, not a curated record. Lineage: Eukaryota; Metazoa; Chordata; Aves; Galliformes; Phasianidae. Gene Ontology annotation, cellular component: nucleus. Gene Ontology annotation, molecular function: RNA polymerase II cis-regulatory region sequence-specific DNA binding; DNA-binding transcription factor activity, RNA polymerase II-specific; protein dimerization activity. Gene Ontology annotation, biological process: positive regulation of DNA-templated transcription; humoral immune response; regulation of transcription by RNA polymerase II.
GUGUUCAGGCGGUGCUCAGUGUCCGGAUGGCGGCGCGCAGACUGGAAGCUCAGCGUAGUGAACUCAGAUUCAGGGCCGCUCCUGCAGCUCAGGCAGAGCACACAAGGCAUGCCUGCUCCCUCCCUGCGCCUCAGUUUCCCUGCCGUGUUUCCUGAUGCACAGCGUUUCCCCCUCCCUCCUUGCAGGGUCACCUCCGUGCCUGGCCUGCAUCCCACCACCCCGCUGCACCAUGGCGUCCCGCAUCGGGCUGCGGAUGGAGCUGAUGAAGCAGCAAGCACAGCAGGAGGCUGAGCGGGAGCGUGCCCAGCAGCAGCUGAUGAUGAACUACAUGCAGCAGCAGCGCAUGCCAGUGGCCUCCACCCCCGCCAUCAACACCCCCAUCCACUACCAGUCCCCACCGCCCGUGCCUGGAGAGGUCCUCAAGGUGCAGUCCUACCUGGAGAACCCCACCACCUACCACCUGCAGAAGUCACGGGACAAGAAGGUUCAGGCAUAUCUCUCUGAGACCUAUGGGAACAAGUUUGCUGCCCACGUCAGCCCUGCCAGCCACUCACCAAAGCCACCCCCGGCUGCAUCCCCCAGCGUCCGGCCCGGCCACGUCAUGUCCUCCUCAGCAGGCAACAGCGCGCCCAACAGCCCCAUGGCCAUGCUCAACAUUGGCUCCAACCCUGAGCGGGAGUUUGAUGAGGUCAUCGAUGACAUCAUGCGCCUGGAUGAUGUUCUGGGCUAUAUGAACCCUGAGGUCCACAUGCCCAACACGCUGCCGAUGUCCAGCAGUCACAUGAAUGUCUAUAGUGGGGACCCUCAGGUGACCGCCUCUCUCGUUGGUGUCACCAGCAGCUCCUGCCCUGCCGAGCUCACCCAGAAGAGAGAGCUGACAGAUGCUGAGAGCCGAGCCCUGGCAAAGGAGCGCCAGAAGAAAGACAAUCACAACCUGAUUGAGAGGCGGCGAAGGUUUAACAUCAACGACCGCAUCAAGGAACUGGGGAUGCUGAUCCCCAAGGCCAAUGACCUGGAUGUGCGCUGGAACAAAGGGACGAUCCUGAAAGCUUCUGUGGACUACAUCAAGAGGAUGCAGAAGGACCUGCAGAGAUCGCGGGACCUGGAGAACCACUCGCGGCGGCUGGAGAUGACAAACAAGCAGCUGCUACUCCGCAUCCAGGAGCUGGAGAUGCAGGCGCGCGUGCAUGGGCUGCCCACCUCCUCGCCCUCAGGUGUCAACGUGGCCGAGCUGGCUCAGCAGGUGGUCAAGCAAGAGGCCGGUGCAGAUGAGGGGAUGCUGGAGCCACUGCUGCCCCCUCCGGACCCCGAGUCACAGCCGGUGCUGCCUCCACCGCCGCAGUCUCCCUACCACCAGCUGGACUUUACCCACAGCCUGAGCUUUGACGACGGCUCCCAGGGCUUCCCGGACAGCCUGGAACCCGGCCACAGCACUUCCUUCCCUUCCCUAUCCAAGAAGGAGCUGGACUUGAUGCUGCUGCAGGACACCAUGCUGCCCCUGGCCUCCGACCCCCUGUUUUCGGCCGUGUCCCCCGAGGCCUCCAAAGCCAGCAGUCGUCGGAGCAGCUUCAGCAUGGAGGAUGCAGACAUGCUGUGACGAGGAGCUGCGCCCGUGCUGGGGGCGAGGACUGGGCCUUCAAGUUUGGUUAGUGAAGUCACAGGGCACUCUUCCUCCUGGGGGAGGAGCCCGUCCUGCUGAGCACUUGAAUCUACAUAGGAGUACAUUUUCUCUAUGCAAUGGGGGUCUCGCUUCAAGGCUCGCCGGGUACCACCAUGUCUUUUGCAAGCUUUUUGUUGCCCAGAGCUGGAGCCGACCUUCUUGGCUUGCCAUGGCGUUGGCCUGGCUGCAGCUUUUCCAGCCAGGCAGCAUGAUCUCGGCUGCUUCGCCUUCCAACAUGUUCCUGCUGUGCUCCAUGUGUGGGCUCGGAGCUCCAUGUCCUGGGUGUGAUGCUCACAGCUCUCUGCCUCGCUGCCCCCUCCCAGUAUUCCCCUGCUGUGCCACUGAUGGCUUUUGAUGGCUUUGUCACAGUGUCACCUCCCUGCUGGGGCUCCUCCUGACAGUGCCUCUCCAGGGUUGUGGGGAGAAACGGUGCUCCAGUGGAGCAAGCAAAUUCCCAGGGCAUGGGAGGGGAUGUCCUAUGGAAUUUUGUUGCUUCGAUGUCCUGGAGGUCCAGCAGUACUGUGUCCAUCAGCCUCCACCCCACAGAAGUGCCUCUGCCCUGAAACACCACACUGUGCUCUCAGCUGGGGAGCAGCAUGUGGUUUUGAUGCUGAUUCUUUGCGCGUGUGCUGAGAGCUGACGUCCUGCCCUGCAUCAGCAUGGCAGCUGUGCCAGGCGUGGUCUGUGCCCAUUGCUAAACCUGAGCAUCACUGCUUGUCCCACUGUUGGCAGCAUGCUCCCAGCCUCACCCAUGGGGCUGUGGGAUGUGGGUCGUUGCUUCCCUGGCAUCAGGGGGAACGGCUCAGAAUGAAAAUACUGCACUGAUCUGCUCUUCCAAAGGGGAGCACGAGGGAAGGCUGCAUGGAGCUUCUGCAGGGCCCCAUCACAGCGCAGCGCUGUGGGGCUGGGGGAGGUUGGGUGUUGGAGAUCAGAAGUCAGAGUGUGCCCUGUUCCACCAUGAGGAUGGGGAACAGUGGGGCGAGGUGGGGAAGGGGUGCGUGAGGCAGCCCCCGAGGAAUGCAGGAGAGGUGACUGUGUGGUGUGGAGGGUGUGGGGAAGUGUGGAGGGUGGGGUAGAGGAGGGAAGGGGCAGAGGGGAGAUGGCAGCAGGGCUGACAGGGGCCAGUGGAAUUGGGGCUGUUUCAAUCCAUGUGUUCACCAGAGGCCUUUGGGCAUCACUGCUGUUAGUGCCUGCAAAGACAGAGCGCCUCCAGGAUGGGACAGUGGUCCUCCAGGAUGGGACGAUGGUCCUCCAGGAUGACAUGAUGUCCUCCAGGAUGAGACAGUGUCCUUCAGGACAGGACAGUGGUCCUCUAGGAUGACACAAUAUCCUCCAGGAUGGUUGUGCCAGGCCCUUCUGCUGCUGGGGGGCAUCUCCCAGUGCGUGAGCAAGCAGCUGUGGAUUAUUGUUAUUUUUUAAAUCUUUUCAGAGGUUUUGUUUGUUUUUUUGGUUUUUUGGUUUUUUUGUUUUUUUGUUUUUUUUUUUAAUGCACUGUGCUCUGAUUUAAAAAAAAAAAGAAAUUUUACUACUGUUUUAUAAAGAAAUGUAUAAAAGAAUGAACUGGAAUGGAAGAAGAAUCAUUAAAAUAUAUUUAUUUACAACAUACUGGA